CCCGAAAAUAAUGUGGUUAAACGUAGAUUUAAGCGAAGUUAACGGCAGAUGUAUCUAGCAGCGGGGAGCCCCUGACGUCACUUAGAACAGUUGCAAUUAUCGCGCAUCCGUCACUUUGCUACAGCUUGGCUAGCCAGCUACAACUGCUCUUUCGCUCUGUUAUAAAUCUUUGCUAUUGCGUGUUAUUAUUACUUGUUACUUUACUCAACAUGCCUCGGCUGACUAGAAAUAGUAUGGAAACGUCAACGAGCAACGAUAUUGCUAGCACUAGCUCCGCUCGUCCGCCGUCGAGUACGAGUUCGCCAGUAACCAGUUCGCACGUGUCAGCGAUGCAAACGAGCAAUGCGGGUUCUUUACCAGUGGUUCAAGCGCUUCAAGGUAGCUUGGAAGGCCUUGUUCAGUCCGCCACUGAUGCUCGUUUGUCUGUCUCGUCAACCGCAGCAGUCGCAAACAACGCUGGGCAGUCCUCGUCUCGUCCAGCAAAUAACCUCGCUGAGAAUGCUCCCCCAAACAAUUUGGAAUCGCAGACCGCAAAUUACGAAACCGUUCAUCCAGCUGAUGGUAUGGUUAGUGGUGUUAAUGCUCAUUUAUCUGACGCCAGAGGUAGGCUCGUUCCUUCUUUUAUUAAUACGUUUGCCACGCCAUCUACUUCAUUGGUUUGGUCGGGUAACAGUUCCAGUUCUCCCUCCCUUGCGCUAGCCACGGGUAGUGUGCCGUAUUAUUGCAACCCUAACGCUAGUAGUGGGAUCUCGUUACCACAAUCGAGUGGUUUCUCGUCAUUUAUUGUUGGCCCAGGUUAUGCCCCAAUACCUGCAAAAACUGUCGGUGCUAUUACUGCAGGGGAGUAUAUAAAUCUGGCUGAUCUUCUCCCGGAGAAUUCCUACGCCGUCGACGAGUCCAACGAGCCCCAUCUGCUUUUAGAUGGUCGCCUAGUUUUAACAGGCAUGAUAAAAAAACCGCGGAAAGAGAUUGUUGAUAUUGUUUCGUGGGUGGAGGUGUUUUCUAUAUAUACCUUGAUAGUUUGUACUUCAACCCCUCACCGUUGGCGCGACUUAACGACCUACAAGUUGUUGAUUUUACGCACGUAUCGCCAGUUCCAGAGUACUGCAUGGUUAACGUACGACAAGGCCUUUAGACAACACGCAGCCGCUCUAAACCUUACGGACUGGUCGGAACUGAACGUCCAGUUGUUCAAUUUUUAUACCGCUGGUUCUGCUGCGAAAUCUUCUCAUUCGAUUCCGCAACCGCGGGUCGAUCGUGUGACCGAAGAGCAAGGCAAUUCAGCUGCGUUUGUAGUCUGUGCAUCGUGGAAUCGAGGACGGUGUGUAGCCCCCACUGCAUUGUGUCGCUUUCGCCAUGCAUGUUCGAACUGUUCGGCGGAUCACCGAGGCAUAAACUGUCCAACUUCUGGUAAAGCCCCUAGUUACCCGAUCCCACCUAAAAGCCGUCGUUUCUAGAAUACUCUAGUACUCAUCAAGCGCUCUGGCGGUGUGUUAUGGGUAUCAUGUACUGUUUUAAUUUCUAUAACUUGGAUUUGUUAACAUGCUUAUUUGGUUGUGAAUCUCAGUUACUAGGUUUUUAUAAUGAUGACGUUUUUUAUAUAUUUAGGGUCUGGUUUUACAAUAAAUGUGUUUGGCACAAGGGUUCCGUUAAGUUUACCACUUACAUUUAAUGGCGCUGGCGGUGUUAUUUGUCACAAAGCUCACAGCUGGAGUCUUCUUACUGCUCAGUACACUAGCGUCCAUUUGCCUUGCCAUGCUAAGUUGCUUUGGCCUUGCUUUGCUGUGCUUCGGAAGUUCGCUUAGGAGCUGGGCAUUAUGAGCUAGGUGCCUGGCUAGUGACGCGUUAACUUACGUACUCCUCGUUUUUACCGUCGUGUAUUAUUUUUUAGCCUACAGGUUGGUGGAAGUGCUAUUCGGGUUGUCUUUUCAUGUCGCGCAGUCGCGAAAUAGAUUAGUCAUUAAUUUUACCCAAUCCCUAACCCUGACAUCCUAUUAAACCGCAUAUAUUUCGCGACUGCGUGGCGUGGAAAUGUAGCCCUAAUUCGUCACCUCCUUACGAGCCGGCCAAUUGCGUGUUCAGCGGCGACCGUACUGCAUAAAUAUCGGGUAUCGCAAUGCUUGACAGUAUUUAACCCUAACCUUAGCCGCUUAGAAUGGGUAUUUUCGGGAUGUCACAUUCUACUGGUUCUUAAGCCUGUCGCGUUGCGUUACACAGGGACCUAUUUAUUUCGUGCUCGUGCUCUAGCUCAAGCAUAUUUAGAAUAUAAUAGUUUUUAGCGCUUUACAAUGAAUAAAUUAUUAGUAUUAUAUGGCUAUUGGCGGAUUGUAACCCAAUCGGUCUUUCGCACAGUGGUAUUCGGCUAGCAUUGCGCUAGUAUACUAGUAGACCCCCUUUGCUCUGGCUAACUCUAUUCUAAUGCCUGUGGUAGUGUAGCCUUUACACCGUUAGCGAUAGCCUAGCCGUACAUAGUUACUCAUCUGAUACAUCCUUAAUACGCGCCUCUAUUGAUUUCUAGGCACUCUCCCUCCCGUUUCUGUGGUUUCUCCUCUUAAUUUGCAUGAAUUUGCCUGCGAACUCCAGUCCCAUCAGGAUCGUUCCAAAGUGGAUUAUGUUCUCAGUGGGAUUGCCCACGGCUUUGAUAUUGGUUUUUUCCCCCAGUUCCCUGUAACCUCUGCACGAAAAAAUAAAGCUUCAGCAACUGCCCAUCCUGAGAUCGUGGACGCGUACCUGCAGAACGAAGUCGCUUUGGGACGGGUAGCCGGUCCUUUCCUUAGCAGCCCGCUACCUAAUUUGCACGUUAGCAGUUUUGGCGUGAUCCCCAAGGCUGGUCAACCAGGAAAGUGGCGUUUGAUUUUGGAUUUGUCGUCGCCACAUGGGCGUAGUGUUAAUGAUGGUAUUGACCCCGAACAAUUCUCUCUGCAGUAUAUAAAAUUCGACGAAGUCGUUGCCAUGGUCACCAAAUUAGGUCGGGUGCACUCAUGGCUAAGUUUGACGUCCAAAGCGCAUAUCGUAACGUCGCUGUACUGCCGUCUCAACGUCAUCUGCUUGGCAUGAAGUGGCGGGGAAAGUUAUACGUAGAUCUUGCUCUUCCGUUCGAUUUACGUUCAGCGCCAUUCAUUUUCAAUUCCAUUGCGGAUGCGAUAGAAUGGAUUUUGCAUAAUAACUACGCCAUCGCCGACCUUAUGCACUACCUCCUCCGUUUGUAACCGUUUGGGCGUCCCUUUACAUCCCGAUAAAACGGACGGUCCCACGACCUGUUUAAUUGUCUUGGGAAUCGAAUUAGAUUCCAUUCUCCAAAUUGCGCGUCUACCCAAGGUUAAGUUAGAAGCUCUCAAGCAGCUCCUGAAAGAAUGGCAACAGACACGAUGGUGCACACGUACGCAGCUAGAGUCACUGCUGGGGAAACUGCACCAUGCAUGCCAUGUGGUUUGGCCUGGUCGUACCUUUUUGCGCCGAAUGAUUAAUCUUCUUUGCGUUUUUCGCCACCCGCUCCACCCCAUCCGUCUUAACGUGGAGUUUCGAUUAGAUUUGCAGUGGUGGGUCCAGUUCAUUGAGGAGUGGAAUGGUACAAACUUUUUCCUAUUACCUGGACUCCUGCCAUUAGCCGAUCUGGUGAUUACAUCGGAUGCCGCGGGUUCCAUUGGAUAUGGCGCCGUAUACCAUCAACAGUGGUUCAGUCAUGUGUGGUCACCAGCACAAAUGCCGCUGUCUAUCGCAUACAGGGAAUUUUUUCCUGUUGUAAUCGCUGCUCACUUGUGGGGUAUCCAAUGGGCCAAUCGACGCGUGUGCUUUCAGUUAGAUAAUACUUCUGUAGUCCAUAUUUUGAACUCGCGCACUUCCCGUGACACUCACAUAAUGGCCUUGCUGCAUUCUCUGCUAGGGGUGGCGGCCCGUUAUAAUUUUACGUUUGCGGCGCGUCAUAUCCCAGGCAUAGCUAAUCCCAUCGCUGAUGCACUCUCUCGUUUCAAUUGGCAGGUGUUUCGUCAGCUAGCCCCCAAUUGCUCAUCGCUACCAACGCCUCUUCCAGCAAUCCUCGCCACGGACCUAGAAACCCAAUGCCAUAGUUUUCUUCGUCACGGUUUAGCGUCGUCAACCCAUAAAACCCACGCUUCUGCCCAAUGGUCAUUUCUGCAAUUUUGUGAAUCCGAAAAUCGCUUGAACUCGAAUGGGUCGCCUCUCCCGUAGGGUGAAUGGACCCUUUGCCUUUUCGCUACGUGGUUGGCGAAUAACUUGAAACCUGCGUCCAUAAAAGUUUACCUGUCAGCCGUCCGAGCACUCCAUAUCGAACAUGGUUAUCCUGAUCCCUUAGUUGGCUGUCUGCGUUUACAGCGUGUGGUAAAGGGCAUCAAACGUUGCAAAGGUGGCUCUCAAGAUAAGCGUUUUCCAAUUACACCGGACAUUCUUAACGCGAUCUAUCGCUGCUUGAACUUCGCGGUCUACGAUGACGUUUUGUUCUGGGCCUCUUGUUGUCUGGCAUAUUUUGGUUUCUUGCGAUCAUCCGAGUUUACUGUACCUCAUGGCACUUCCUAUUCUCCAUCGCUUCACUUAUCCCAUCAUGAUGUUGCCUUUGACCGAAGAGUCGAUCCGUCUUGUCUUCAAGUGAUUAUCAAAGUAUCUAAAACCGAUCCCUUUCGGCAAGGCUGCACUCUGACUAUGGGUCAGGGUCACAAUGUGUCCGGUCGAAUCGCUACUCAGCUACUUGGAGAUCCGUGGAGGUGCCGACGGCCCUCUGUUCGUCCGUUCCAAUGGCGCCCCCUUGACACGUACAGUUUUUACAGAGCGUCGACUGCUGAGCCAGGCUGGUAUAACUGGUCAUUUUGACAGUCAGAGUUUCCGGAUUGGCGCGGCUACUACAGCAGGCCUGGCAGGCGUCCCCGAGCAUAUGAUCCAGACCUUAGGACGAUGGAGCAGUUCAGCUUACCUGGCAUACAUACGAACGCCGCGUAAUUUAUUAGCUAGUGUAACUAGGGUGUUAUGUUAAAAUGAAUAUAAAUAUUAUGCUAGUCUGACUUGUGUUGGUUUGUUCUUAGCCCAACCUUCGCUUAAUCCCCUUCCCCCAUGGUAGGUGCUGGUGAUACGUUGCGGUCAGUCCAUGGAGUCAAGUGUCCAUGGCAAUCUGUCAAGGCACUACCUCUUCAAGUGCAUAAGGGUGGUUAUGUACUUGACGGGACUGACCGUUUCUGGAGGUCUGCCUUGGCAGAAUUGUCAUGGCAAACUCAUAUUGCUACUAUAAUUAGCCUUAUUAUUACGUUUUUUUGCUGUUUUGCCAUAGCUGUUUGCCAUUGCUGUUUGCCAGUUUUGCCAUUUGCCACAAAUGUUUGCCAGUGUUUUGCCUAAUGUUUGCCAUUGCGGUCAUUUGCCCGACAAGGCUAGAUAGCCGACUAGCCUUGGCCACCAACGGCACCACCUCCAAACUCGGAUACUCUGCCGUUAAAUGUGGUGAAACGUAGAUUUAAGCGAAGUUAACGGCAGAUGUAUCUAGCAGCGGGGAGCUCCUGACGUCACUUAGAACAGUUGUAAUUAUCGCGCAUCCGUCACUUUGCUACAGCUUGGCUAGCCAGCUACAACUGCUCUUUCGCUCUGUUCCCCUUCGCCCUUUCCCCACCCUGGUUAAUGUUUGUUGAUACUCGGGUUAAUUUCUUUAUUUUUGUUUUAGUUUUGUUUUUUGUUGUUUUGUUUUGGUUGUUUUGGGGGUUUUUUUAUUUGUUUUUCUUUAUAGGAUACAAUCUAUAGACUACUAUAGAAUGCGUCCUUUUUUCCACUGAUCAUCAGUGUGACAGGUGCCAGAGGUCUGCCUUGGCAGAAUUGUCAUGGCAAACUCCUAUUGCUACUAUAAUUAGCCUUAUUAUUACGUUUUUUGCUGUUUUGCCAUAGCUGUUUGCCAGUUUUGCCAUUUGCCAGUUUGCCAUAAAUGUUUGCCAGUGUUUUGCCUAAUGUUUGCCAUUGCGGUCAUUUGCCAGACAAGGCUAGAUCGCCGACUAGCCUUGGCCACCAACGGUACCUCCAAACUCGGAUACUCUGCCGUUAAAUUCGCUUAAAUUUUAACAUCCUUAGAAUUUUACGAAAUAUUCAUACUCUAGUAAACAUUGUAGAGGUGUGCAAAUCCAAUCCGAAUCCAAUUCGUUUGGAUUUCGGAACCAAAAUAUUCAUUUCGGAUCGGAUUGAUACAGUUGUUUCGUAGUCGGAUCGGACUUCGAUAUCCGAAAUAAAAUGAAUUAAUUAUCCAUGCAUUAUCGCAAGAAUUAAUUAUCCAUGCAUUUAUCAAAGCAUUAUCGCGGUUGUCGCUGCAUUAUUCGUUUGAUACUUCAAUUGGACGUCACUUUGUCAGUUUCUUGACAUGUAUUUCUUGCUUUUAUAUUUAUUUGGUUAAAUAUUUCAACUCAGUGGAAUGAGAAAUUUAUUUUAUUAAAGAAUUCUUCGGAUCGGAUUGGAAUCCUUUAUCAAAACUCGGAUCGGAUUCGGAUUAGACAAUUUCGGAUCGGGUUGGAUCGAAUUUUAAGCAUUAGGCAAUUGUCGGAUUAUAAACGUCCAAUCCGAUCCGAUGCACACCUCUAAAACAUUGUAAUAAAUUUCCGUUAAAAGUCUUGCCAACCUUGUCAUAAUAUUUGCUGUGUUGGUGUAAUGUACUCAGGUGAAUAAGAUGCUUAUGUGAUGUUACUCUGAGUGUAUAUCCACACCGGGCAGGC
Molecule: messenger RNA, 6689 nt
Organism: Paramuricea clavata
Lineage: Eukaryota; Metazoa; Cnidaria; Anthozoa; Malacalcyonacea; Plexauridae
Source: the annotation of a GenBank genome assembly